Messenger RNA from Lates calcarifer (barramundi perch), 3429 nucleotides. RefSeq names its product plexin-C1. The record is from RefSeq and is a predicted model, not a curated record. Lineage: Eukaryota; Metazoa; Chordata; Actinopteri; Centropomidae. Bases 77 to 2860 code for a protein of 927 amino acids. Gene Ontology annotation, biological process: positive regulation of axonogenesis; semaphorin-plexin signaling pathway involved in axon guidance; regulation of GTPase activity. The transcript has 16 exons. Gene Ontology annotation, molecular function: semaphorin receptor activity; protein binding. Gene Ontology annotation, cellular component: semaphorin receptor complex.
ACUGGGCGGAAUGCAGAGUCAUGCAGGCCGCCAGUGUGUGAGCGUUUCCCAGUCAAAGCUGCCACCGCUGUAGAAGAUGAUCCUGCUGCCUGGUCUGUUAUUUAUCCUCUGGGGAGGAGCGGCUCGGUGUCUGGGGGAGGAUGGAGGCUUCACUUUUGAUGGAGAUCUCCGCCACUUCGCCGUGACCACAAACACGGUUUACAUCGCUACAGAGGAGAAGCUGUACCAGCUGAACCACGACCUGACUCUGGUCCACAGUCUGACCCUGAGAGGAAUCUUGAAGGGCGGGAACCAACAGCCGGACGACGUGUCGUUUUACCGGGUUUCUGAGACGGCUUCGUGGAACGCAACUUUCAGAGUCAACGUGUUGUUGCCAUUUGUUGAGAACGACACUCUGAUCAGCUGCGGGGUGAUCGACAAGGAGUGUGGUUACUGCGAGGUUCUGGACCUGAAGAACAUCUCUAACCUUGUGCACAGGGAGAGCAUCCAGGUGGGACCACUGAGGAGCAGCAACGCGUCCGUCGCGGUCUUGGUGAAUCUGAAGAAGAAUCCAACACAAGACACUUACAUUCUGACCGGGGUACAGCAACAUCAACACAACACCGAACAGAGCAGCUGCACCUCUAAUAUCCAAACUGUCAACCUUCAGAAUACGGUUGAAAAACAAGCGGGAGGUAUAUUUUCUCUAAGUGAUGAUCAACUCACGCCCUCGAUCAGAAGUAAAGGUGAUGUGGAGUUUGUGGACGGAUUUCAGAUCAGUUCAACCAUGUAUCUGCUCUCCAACGUGCUCUCAGCCGCUAAAAGUAGCAACGUCCGUCUCAUUUGGCUUGAGGGCAAAACCAGCAAGACCCAGACUUACAGGUCUCUGCGGGGUGCGACUCUCAGUGUCUCUGAAGCUGGUGGUGAGGGGAACAGACUCCUGGCCUCCUCGGUGAUCCCGGGCGGGCCCUCGGUGCUCUGGAGCGGAGUGUUCAGUGUGGACGGAGGACAGAGCAACACCGAGCUGCUGGUGUUUGACAUCAGCCCCGAUCUCACCGGAGAGGACGAUUCAGAUCCAGACUUCUGCAGUGUCUGUCCCGAAAAGACAAGUGUUACAAAGCCAAAGACCCUGAAGCCGAAGGCAGUGCUCUUCAGACAGAACUACAUGACCUCUGUGCUGGCAGUGAGGCAGAAGGCCUGGAUGGUUUUCUUCAUCGGGACAGGAGAUGGACAGCUCAUUAAGCUUGCUGUAGAUAAGGACUAUCACACCGCCUGUCCCAUGGUGCUCUACAGGGCCAAUGAUGAUCGCCAAGUGUUUCCCAAAAUACUUCUGGAUCCAGUGGAUCAUAAACAUGUGUAUGUGCCAUUUCAAAACCAGAUGAAGCGUGUACCUGUGUCAAAGUGCAGCAUGUACACAAAUGUGCAGGAGUGUUGGUCUGCACAGGAUCCACACUGUGUCUGGUGUGGCUCUAAAUCAAGGUGCACAUUUGAAGAUGACUGCACAGAUUCAGACUGGGUGUCCAUUCCUGAUGAUCACCAACACAAAAUAGUUUCCUACAAAGUUGAAAAGGAGCCAACUGGUCAGAUCAAACUGAACAUCCAGACACACCUGACUGUGGGUCAGAGCACACUGUCCAGAUUCGCCUGUCAGUUCUCUGCAAGUUCCAGUGAGCUUUGUAGCAGGAGUGGCCCUCCUCCACUGUUCCCACAAUGCACCUGCAUCUUCUCUGAUAGCAGACUUCCUGCUGAAGGUCUGGGUGUCAGUGUAAGAAUUAGAGUUGGGAAGACGCACUUUUUGGAACAACUGACGUUAACCAACUGUUCAAACAUCAGGGGACCUCCAAGUUCUGUCUUGUGUCAGCAGUGUAUCAGGGCUGGAUGUGGCUGGAGCAAAAACAGCUGUUCCUGGGCAAAUCAAGGAGUGAUCAAUGACAGUGUUUGUCAAACGAUGGAGUCUGGGAUGAACUUUUCUAGGCCAGUGAUCUCCUCCAUCACCCCCAGUGUCGUGUCUUUCUACGGCAGAAACCACGCAGUGUUGUCAGGUCAGAACCUCAGAGAUGUGACCAGAGUGAGGAUGACUGUGGACACAGACUGCACUCCCCAAGAAUCUCCUGUAUGGAACAACACAGGCGUGAAUCUCACGUUCCACAUUCCCAGGACAGAUGGUAAAGGUGUGGUCAAAGUAUGUGCUCUCCUCCCAGAUGGUGGUUGCCAUGGCAACACUAAAAUCACCUACAAGUCAUCACCAUCCUGCACCAAAAUUGUCCCAAGCAGCAGCUGGGUCAGUGGGAAGAGGGAGAUCACACUCAUGGGCUCUCACCUGGACUUUGUGGAGGGGGUCACACACAGCCACGCCCCACAGAGGGUCAGACCUCCAGGAAGCAGCAGCUAUCAGAAUCUCACCUAUGACACACCUGCAGCUGAAAACAGUCAGAGGACUUUUACCAGCACUGUGUUUCUGAGAGUAGCCAAUGAAACCUUGUCCUGCUCUGAUAAAAUCACCUACUAUCCAGACCCUGAGUUUACUGGUUUCACAUCCACGAGAAUAGGGGACGAUGUGCGCAUCACCAUAGAGAAAAAGGCAGACAAACUGGAUAUGACAGAAGCAGAGUUGUCAGUGUGGGGCGAUCAGGAAGGAAAACAAUAUCCCUGCAUCAUGAAGAGCAAAAAAACCACCAACGAAAUAGAACAUUUUUUCUGUGAAAUUAAGAACACAUCCAGUGCUGAAUUCCAGCAUUUAAUGAUAAUGUACGGUGAAAAGACGGUAAGACUUGAGCCUCCGUCCUCAUCACAGGUCCCUCUGAUACUGUGCAUCCUCCUGAUUCCCUGUGUUAUUGUUGUGUUGGUGAUUAUCUGUCGAUGGUUGAAGAAACGCAGAUGAACGAGGUCUGACCAUUACAUCACACUGGCCCAUUUCCUUGUCUUUGUGCUAGGCUAAGCUAACCUGCUGCUGGCUUUAGCUUCAUAUUUACUGUGCAAACUUGAAGAGUGUUGUUGGUCCUCUCAUCUAAAUCAUGUCAGGGAAUAAGCAUAUUUAAAAAUAUUAAACUAUUUCUUUAUUGAGGCUCUUUCUGACAUCUGUAUCCUUUUGACAGAGUCAGUGCUUUUACUAUAAAUUUUGUGAUCAAGUCUUUUUUUUUCUACUGAGUUCAUCCUCUCUGAUGGUACAGCUGUUAUAAGAGGACAUAUUGUAUAGACUAAGCCUGUUCGUCUCCUGCACUGCUCAGCACCUCAGCCUUUUAGUAGUAUAGAACUUUAUUGCAGUCAGCAAAGUAUGUAUGGAUGCUGCAGUUGAUAUGAUACACCAUGGACAUAACAUGAACAUAACAUUCCUCAUAAGGAAGCUGAACACUGUAGUUAUUGUAUAUCAAUAUCAAAUCAAUAACUGUAAUCAAUAAAUGUCUGUAAUGAAGUAGAUAAAACUAAUGAGGCCUGUUUUUCCAUCACAAC